Messenger RNA from Penicillium alfredii, 852 nucleotides. Its product is annotated as sulfotransferase family protein. The transcript has a single exon. The coding region runs from base 1 to 852 and encodes 283 amino acids. The record is from RefSeq and is a predicted model, not a curated record. Lineage: Eukaryota; Fungi; Ascomycota; Eurotiomycetes; Eurotiales; Aspergillaceae.
AUGAAUUUCAUCCCAGACUGGGUUCUCCACUCCAUCUACGGACUCCCAGCGCCAACAAAUGGAAAGCGACAAGAGCCCAUGCAAAUCCUGGCUGUCGGGAUCUCCAGAUCUGCAACCGAGUCUUUACGCGAAGCACUGCAUAUCCUAGGUGUCAAGCAUGUCCACCAUGGCUUCGACACCAUCCUCCCACCAUCCUCCCUCGAGGCAACAUACCGUCUCCUCCAGAAAAAGUACAACACGACACCGAACAGCGGCGACACCAAAAAGUUGACAGCUGAGGACUUUGACACCAUCCUGGGAAACUGCGUUGGAGCCAGCGACCUCCUAGCCGCAGAGUUCGCACCAGAGCUAAUCGCCGCAUACCCCAACGCGAAAGUGGUUCUCAAUGUCCGCCGCGACCUGGACGGUUGGUAUGCCAGUAUGCAGCAGACAAUGAGAUACUUCGAUAAGAAUCCCGUCGACUGGGAUUGGUGCAAGAGCUGGUUCAGUGCGGAGCUGUUCUGGAUUCGGCAGACGAUGUGCCGGACCAUGAUGCCGCGGUUCUUUCGUGGCAGCUUUGAAUCGAACGGCAAGUGGGUUUACGAACAGCAUGUUGCCUUGAUCAAGGGGCUGGGAUUACCGGAAGAUAGACUGCUCGAGUGGUCUGUGGAGGAUGGCUGGGAGCCUCUCUGCAGGUUUCUGGGCAAGGACGUGCCAUCUGGAGAAUUUCCGAAUGGGAAUCCGCCCAAGGCGUGGGCAGAGCGGAUUGCCCGGACAAUGGAGGCUCACCACAAACGGGCGAUCAAAAAUAUGCUUGUGUUUGUGGCGUUUUUGGUUGCGAUUUCAGCGGCAUUCCUCUCACUUUAUCUAUAG